AUUUCGCUCUAUAGCAAGUUCCUUUCGUCGUCAUCAGCAGCAGCAUCAGCAGCAGCAUCAUCACCAUCAUCACAACAUCAGCUCCGCCCCGCCUCGCGACAUGAAUCCACCUCUGGCUGCUGCUGCUGCUCCUCCCUCCCGCCCCGCAUCUGGCUGACUGUCACAGCAGCGCUGCCGCCGCUUGGUCCGGUGCUGCGGCGCGCUCGUUCUCUCGCCGGUACUCUCACGGAGCGGACGCUGAGCGGAGGGACCCACCAUGUCGGAGGUGCGGAAAUUCACAAAGAGGCUGAGCAAACCCGGGACAGCCGCGGAGGUCCGGCAGAGCGUGUCAGAGGCUGUGAGAAGCACCGUGGACCUGGUGGAGCAGCCAAAGAUUAUCGAGCCACUGGAUUAUGAAGCUGUGGUUUUCCAGAGAAAGGCCCAGAUCCACAGUGACCCCCACAGAGACCUACUGCUCUGCCCUGUGGACGAUGUCUCGGAGUCACAGCUGUCCAGGCAGAGGAGGACUGUUGUUCCCUCUGUACCCCAGAAUGCUGAGCGGGAGGCCAGGAGUCUAUUUGCAAAAGAGUGCAUCAAGAUGUACAACACCGACUGGCAUGUAAUCAACUACAAAUACGAGGCUUACUCUGGUGAUUUCCGCAUGUUGCCAAGCAAAGGCCUGAAGACAGACAAGCUGCCAACUCACGUGUUUGAGAUCGAUGAAGACGCCAAAGAUGAGGACACAGCAUCGCUGUGCUCCCAGAGGGGAGGCAUCAUGAAGCAGGGCUGGCUACAGAAAGCCAACAUCAACAGCAGUCUGUCUGUCUCGAUGAGGGUGUUCAAAAGGAGGUACUUCUACUUGUCCCAGCUGCCUGACGGCUCCUACAUCCUCAACUCCUACAAGGAUGAGAAGAACUGUAAGGAUACCAAAGGCUCCAUCUACCUGGACUCGUGCAUAGAUGUCGUUCAGAGCCCAAAGAUGCGCCGUAAUGGCUUUGAGCUGAAGAUGCAAGACCGCUACAGCCACUUCUUGGCUGCAGACAGUGAAGCAGAGAUGGAAGAAUGGGUGGUGACGCUGAAACAGGCUCUGCAGAGCAGCACCGAGGCCGGCCAAGACAGGAGGAACGGCACUGAGUCACUGGAGUGUGUCUUGGAUGAUGACACGACCAGUCAAGGGAAAGGCGAGAGCCUGCUGGAGAGUCUGGGCAGGAGCCUACAUCCUGAACUCAUGAAGUACGCCAGGGAAACUGACCAGCUCAACAAGCUCAACAGGAAUGAAGUCAGACAAAAGCUUUUCUCUCUGGAUCCUGAGACACAGAGGCUGGACUUCUCAGGCAUCGAGCCCGAUGUGAAGCCAUUCGAGGAGCGCUUUGGCCGACGUAUCAUGGUCAGCUGCCACGACUUGACCUUCAGUCUGCAGGGCUGCGUUAGUGAGAAGGGAGACAGCGUUCUCACCAAUGUGGAACCGUUCUUCAUCAGCUUGGCUCUCUUCGAUGUCUCAAAGAGCUGUAAGAUCUCGGCUGACUUCCACGUUGACCUGAACCCGCCCUGUGUCAGGGAGAUGCUGACCGACACCUCGGGCCAGCUGUCUCCUUCCUCAGACUCAGAUGGUGGAGGAGGAGGAGGAGGAGGAGGAGUCAGUGAAGGAGGAGCGGGAGGAGAACUAAUGGUGAAUGGAGACUCUGGAAAAGGCAACGGUCUCCCUGUUUUUCAGAGAGUGUCAGAGGCUCUGCUGCGCUUCCCCACACAGGGAAUAUUUUCAGUAACCAACCCUCAUGCAGACAUCUUCCUGGUGGCCCGCGUGGAGAAGGUGUUACAGAACGGCAUCACCCACUGCGCCGAGCCGUACAUUAAGACAUCAGACGUCAACAAGACUGCUCAGAAGGUGCUCAAAGCUGCCAAGCAGACUUGCCAGCGCUUGGGCCAGUACAGAAUGCCAUUUGCCUGGGCUGCCAAGCAGGUGUUCAAAGAUGCUCAGGGCAGCCUGGACAUGGAUGGGAAGUUUUCUCCACUCUACCGCCAAGACAGCAGCAAAAUAUCCACAGAUGACAUCAUCAAGCUGCUGGCUGACAUCAGGAAACCAGAGAAGAGCAAACUUCAGACAAUCCCCGGACAGCUGAAUGUCACCAUUGAAUGUGUUCCGCCUGACAUCUCAAAUACAGUCACUUCCUCCUACAUUCCUGUCAAACCUUUUGAGGAAGGCUGUGAGCGAGUGUCAGUGGAGGUGGAAGAGUUCCUCCCUGAGGAGGCCAAGUACAACUACCCCUUCACCACCUACAAGAACCAGCUCUACAUCUAUCCCCUACAGCUCAAAUACGACAACCAGAAGACCUUCACCAAGGCCAGAAACAUCGCCGUCUGCAUCCAGUUCAAAGAUUCAGAUGAAGAAGGUGCAGUACCUUUAAAGUGCAUCUAUGGCAAACCGGUGGAUUCGCUCUCCACAAGCAGCACCUAUGCAGCGGUCCUGCACCACAAUCAGAGCCCGGAGUUCUACGAUGAGGUAAAGAUCGAACUGCCAGUUCAUGUGCAUGAGAAGCACCACAUCCUCUUCACCUUUUACCACAUCAGCUGUGAGUCCAGCAGCAAGGCCAGCAGCAAGAAGAGGGAGGGAGUGGAGUCACUGGUGGGUUAUUCCUGGAUGUCUUUACUAAAAGACAGGAGAAUGCAGUCACUGGAACUUCAGCUCUCCGUAGCUGCCACUCUGCCCGCUGGAUACCUGUGCCAGGAUACACGGAAGUCCCAACCGGAUAUCAAAUGGGUGGAAAAUGCCAAGACGCUGUUCAAAGUGAGGACCCAUGUAGCGUCAACAAUAUAUGCUCAGGACCUGCAUCUACAAAAUUUCUUCCAGCACUGCCAGCUGAUGAGGACAACAUCGGAGGGCAACCCAGCUGAACUUAUCAAAUACCUGAAGUGCCUACAUGCCAUGGAGACCCAUGUCAUCAUCAACUUCCUUCCAACGGUGCUGAUGCAGCUGUUUGAGGUGCUCACAGCCGCCAGUAAAGAAGCCCAUGAAAUUGCUGUCAACUCGCUGCGUGUGAUUAUACACAUAGUUUCCAGAUGUCACGAGGAAGGACUGGAACACUACUUGCGCUCUUUUGUCAAGUAUGUGUUUGUGACCAACAACUCUCCGUCAGGAAACUCGCCGACCACUCAUGAGCUGCUCGCCACCUCAGUCACAGCCAUCCUCAAGCACACAGCUGAUUUCAACACCAGCAAUAAACUGCUCAAGUACUCGUGGUUCUUUUUUGAAACCAUGGCCAAAUCCGUAGCCCAGUACCUGCAAGAGGGCAACCGCAUGAAGAUGCCACGUGCCCAGCGCUUCCCUGACAGUUUUCACCAGGCGCUCCAGUCCCUGGUGUUGUCAGUCAUGCCUCACAUCACCAUCCGCUUCAUGGAAAUCCCAGAAGAAGCUCGCUGCAUUAACCUAAGCCUGGCCACUUUGAUCAAGAGAUGCCUGACCUUCAUGAACAGGGGCUUCGCAUUUGGCCUUGUCAACCACUAUAUGUGUCAUUUCAGUCUCAAAGAUCCUAAGGUGCUGUCUGAAAUGAAAUUUGACUUCAUUAUGACUGUGUGCAACCACGAACACUUCAUCCCUCUGAACCUGCCUAUGGCCUUUGGGCGCACCAAGCUGCAGAGGGUACAAGAUUUUAUUCCGUAUGCGACGGAGCUUUUUGGCCCUGUAGAGCAGAGUCUGGAGUUCAGCCUGACAGAGGAAUACUGCCGCAACCACUUCCUGGUGGGUCUGCUGCUGAGAGAAGUGGCGGAGGCCUUGCAACAAGGGCCUGAGGUCAGACAGCUGGCUGUGAGCGUCCUCAAGAACCUGCUCAUUAAACACGCCAUGGAUGACCGCUACACAAUUUUCAAGAACCAACAGGCCCGCAUCUGUUUGCUCUACCUGCCACUUUUUGAGCUGCUCUACCAGAACCUGAAGCAGCUGUCUGCACAGCCACACACCUCCAGCCCUGGCCUUGGCCUCAACGGCUCCAGAGAUGACCUGAUUUCAACGGGGUCCACUGACAGCAGGAGAGUCAGCGCUGCGAUUGAGAGAGACCACGGAUUGGCAGCUCUGAAUGGCCAUGUUGUGAGGAGAGAGGACUCCAGGGCAUCGCUGCUCAUGGACCCAGGCACACCUGACAGCAUUGAGCUGCAGAGACGUUGCUCCACCAUGAGCAGCAGCCCCAUGCCUCCCAGUGGCAGACUGGGACAGUAUGAGAUCAAAGGCCUUCUGCUCUCUUUCCUCCACAUCGUGAAGACCUUGUCAGAAGACACUCUCAUGGCCUACUGGAACAAAGUCAGCCCUCCAGAGAUAAUGAACUUCCUCAGUUUGCUUGAAAUCUGUCUGGCUCAGUUUCGUUACAUUGGCAAGAGGAGCAUCAGCAGGAGUCAGGAGAUUUGUGUGCCAAAGCUGUUCUCCUCAGACAGAAAGUCUCAGACGAUGCCGGCCAUGCGCUGUAAUCGAUCCAGUCUCAUGCAGACAAAGAUUCACCAGUUCAGCACCAUGGAAGCCUCCCUCACCCUCAACAUAGGUUCGGGGCCAUCAGAAGCAGAAAUCCACCAACAGGCUCUGCUGGAGGGCAACAUCUCCACUGAGGUCUGCCUGAGUGUGCUGGAUGUCCUGUCAUUCUUUACUCAGUGCUUUAAGACCCAGCUGCUGGAAAGCGACGGUCACAACCCGCUGAUGAAGAAAGUGUUUGAUGUUUACCUGACAUUCCUCAAAGUUGGCCAAUCAGAAGCCGCUCUCAGACACGUGUUUGCUGCUCUCAGGGCUUUCAUUAACAAGUUCCCGUCAGUGCUGUUUAAGGGCCGCGUGACACUGUGUGAGGCCCUGUGCUGCGAGGUGUUGAAGUGCUGCGUCUCCAAGUUGGCGUCUCUGAGAGCUGAAGCAUCUGCACUGCUCUACCUGCUGAUGAGAAACAACUAUGAGUACACAAAGAGGAAGACCUUCCUGCGCACACACCUGCAGAUCAUCAUUGCCGUGAGCCAGCUGAUCUCAGACGUGGCACUGACUGGCAGUUCCCGCUUUCAGGAGUCUCUUUCCAUCAUCAACAACUUUGCAAAUAGUGACAAAGCCAUGAAGUCCACGGCGUUCCCCUCAGAAGUGAAGGGCCUUACUAAGCGGAUCCGCACAGUGCUGAUGGCCACAGCGCAAAUGAGAGAGCAUGAGAAAGACCCAGAGAUGCUGCUGGACCUCCAGUACAGUCUGGCCCGCUCUUACGCCAGCACCCCCGAACUGAGGCGGACUUGGCUGGACAGCAUGGCCCGAGCACACCUGAAGAACGGAGAUCUUUCUGAGACGGCCAUGUGCUACGUUCAUGUGGCUGCGCUGGUUGCAGAAUACCUGCACAGGAAAAAGUUGUUUCCCACCGGCCUUGCAGCUUUCAAGAAGAUCACUGUGAAUAUCGAAGAGGAAGCAGCCAUGAAAGAAGACACCGGAAUGCAAGAUGUCUAUUACACGGAGGAAGUGUUGGUGGAACACCUUGAGGUCUGUGUGGAGGCUCUGUGGAAAGCUGAGCGCUAUGAGCUCAUCACGCACAUUGCCAAACUCAUUAUCCCCAUUUAUGAGAAGCGCCACGAGUAUGAGAAACUAAGUCGACUGUACGACACUCUGCACAGAGCCUACAAUAAGAUAAUGGAAGUGAUACUGUCAGGUCGAAGACUGCUUGGGACGUACUUCAGAGUGGCUUUUUAUGGACAGGGUUUCUUCGAGGAAGAAGACGGGAAGGAAUACAUUUACAAAGAGCCUAAACUCACUGGUCUGUCUGAAAUCUCUCAGCGGUUGCUGACACUCUAUGGGGAAAAGUUUGGGCCAGAAAACGUCAGAAUAAUUCAGGACUCAAACAAGGUAAACCCCAAAGAUCUGGACCCCAAGUUCGCCUACGUCCAGGUCACGUUUGUCAAGCCCUACUUUGAGGAGAAGGAGGCUCCGGAAAAGAAAACCGACUUCGAGAAGAGCCACAACAUCUGUCGCUUUGUGUUUGAGACCCCGUACACGCUGUCGGGCAAAAAGCAUGGCGGUGUUGAGGAGCAGUGCAAGAGGCGCACUGUGCUCACAACUGUCAACGCCUUUCCAUAUGUGAAGAAACGAGUGGAGGUGGCGGGUGAGAAGCAGAUGGAGCUUAAGCCGGUGGACGUGGCCAUAGACGAGAUGAGGGCGCGGACGGCCGAGUUGAUCAAGCUCUGCUCCAGCCAGGAAGUGGACAUGAUCCAGCUGCAGCUCAAACUGCAGGGCUGUGUGUCUGUGCAGGUAAAUGCGGGUCCCAUGGCCUAUGCAAGAGCCUUCCUGGAUGACAGUAAAGCCAAUCAGUCUGGUAACAAGAAAGUCAAAGACCUUAAGGACAUUUUCAGGCGCUUUGUUGAAGCUUGCAGCAUGGCUCUGGAUAUAAACGAGCGCCUGAUCAAAGAGGACCAGUUUGAGUACCAUGAGGGCCUGAAGGGCAACUUCAAAGAAAUGGUGAAAGAGCUCUCAGAUAUAAUCCACGAACAGAUCUACCAGGAGGGUAUGAUGCGCUCGCUGCUACAGAACUCGCUCCAUGUGUUUCGCGCCAUCAGCGGGACAUCCACAGAACUGGCCUGACCUCUGACCCACCUCCUGCCCACAUAUGCACUCUUUAUCCCCUCGCAUCCUGGACAGGACGGUAACCGGGCAGCUCUGAUUUUGGUGUCUGCCCAGCUACGCUUGCCUACACACACUCUGGCUGGAUAUAAUAUUCAGAGAAUGUAACACAGCAAGCUGAAUGUCAGCAGGCCAGGUUAAGGUGUUAUGCUGAGUCAUGCUAGGUUGCAUUGCACUUUUCUCCCUGCCUUGGCGACAAACUGCAAAAUGGACUCUUGUUUUUUUUCGGAGGGAGAUGUUUUGAUGUCAUUCUUCCUCUGCCGUAAUUCUCCUCAGAUCUAUGCAGGACGCCACAGAACUCGUAUUUCCACAAAGAGUUUUGACUUCUUGAGUCAUUUUCCCCACAGUGUUUUGUUUCCUACAGGAUGAUCAAUAAUCCAACUUCACUGGUCGUUAUGUUAUGUCAGACAUUCAAGCACUGAGACACUCAAGCCAAGGAGUAUUGUUUAUAGCCUGGCAGUGCACACCAACCAGGCUGGCAGAUGAUUAUAAACAGAUAAGUCAUAUCACUGAGUGCUUGUUUAAUGACGGUCCAAAGUUAGACUAAGGAAAGGGCGCAACUCAGGGUUGUUUUCAAACUGUGUCAUAAAGCUGCUCUUAGCAGGGCUUUGCGUCACAUUUCAAUCACAUCUUAUAUAUCACAGGAAGUAGGUUGUAGGUUAAAAAAAAUUGAUCAAUUCUAUCGGAGCUGUGUAACAAUCAUUCAAGAGUGAACCUAUUUUGUAGUCCACAGACAUUAAAGGGCUUGAUUACAGGACACACUUAUCACGGCAAGUUAGUGACUGCGGCCUCUCAUCUGGGUGUAGAUCCAGUGCCUUUGUGCUCUGCCUUCUGAAAACUCUCCUCUCUCCAUCAAUAACAAUGCCACAUGCUGGUUUUUUUUCAGUAUUUCACAAGUGCUACACUGAAAUUAGCAAAUAGAUGAGUAAUAUUUAAGCAGAUGUACAUUAUGUGCUGUAAAUUGAUCUGUGUAUCCAUGUAUGUACUGUACGUAUGUAUUUAUAUUUGUAACAUUUUGGACUCUUGAUCAGUCCAAAGUCUGAUUCUAGCAGAGAGAUUUUUUUUCCUUGUUUUUACUGCGUUGUAUACUGCAGUGCUGCUGCCUGUCAAACUUACUUUGUAAAAGCCUUUUGCAAAUAAAAUCUGGAAAAGCUAAUGAGUCACACCGUAACCUCCAAAGUA
Solea solea (common sole) is the source of this 7774-nucleotide messenger RNA. RefSeq names its product dedicator of cytokinesis 11 (gene dock11). Gene Ontology annotation, molecular function: guanyl-nucleotide exchange factor activity. Lineage: Eukaryota; Metazoa; Chordata; Actinopteri; Pleuronectiformes; Soleidae. The transcript has 54 exons. Gene Ontology annotation, biological process: small GTPase-mediated signal transduction; positive regulation of GTPase activity; positive regulation of filopodium assembly. The record is from RefSeq and is a predicted model, not a curated record. The coding region runs from base 257 to 6553 and encodes 2098 amino acids.